Messenger RNA from Trypanosoma brucei brucei TREU927, 4713 nucleotides. RefSeq names its product zinc carboxypeptidase, putative. The record is from RefSeq and is a predicted model, not a curated record. Lineage: Eukaryota; Euglenozoa; Kinetoplastea; Trypanosomatida; Trypanosomatidae. Gene Ontology annotation, biological process: proteolysis; protein side chain deglutamylation. Bases 1 to 4713 code for a protein of 1570 amino acids. The transcript has a single exon. Gene Ontology annotation, molecular function: metallocarboxypeptidase activity; zinc ion binding.
AUGGCAAGGGUUUGCAAGCGCGAGAAGAAGGAAGUCAAAUGCGGAGAAGGCUGCGGAAGAGGCCGCUCGUCAACAGGUGCACUUCUCGAACCCUGCAAAGCCAACGGCACCAUGGCGACCUCGUGCUCGAGGCGGUCCCCGGUGAGGGGAGGAAGUAAGGCGGCGAUGUCGAAGCACUCUACGAAACACGUCGCCAAAAGUAAUGGAGAUGUUGGGCAACAACCAACUCUUCGGGACCCUUUUCCACCCGUGUUGUGGAUAGCGCCUGUCAAGAUGAUGUAUUCUCCCGGGCAAAUUACUGCUGCGGGCCUCGACAACGGGCGCUCCGUUGCCGCAGCUGUUCGGUCGGUUUCUAGCAGGGGAAACUCGGUAGUCAGUAUGUAUUUACGCCAGAUGCGUGUUGCGUGCACCUCCUUUAGUGGAAAAUUGCUAAGUGAGAGUGGGAACGUCGCCGCGUCCAGUUUUGGUGGUGGAUUUGGUAGUCUGUCUGUGACGGCUGGACUUAGUCUCUACAGUCACAUAUAUGAGUUGCAUCAGUGGUUCUUUUCCGGGGGCGCACUGCAUUCAAACGGGCGACCCCGAGUUGUGAAGAAUGGUUGGCAAGCAUUGUGCAACAAGAAGAACUCUUCAUGGCGCAUCUUGAUGGAUGUGUUGGACUCUGAACUGGUCCUUUCAGACGAGAACGCCGCAUGUAGUGCAUUAACUUUGGUUUUCAAUUUGCUUCGUUCGCUGCCUUCGCGGCGCCGCAAACGCGUUGUGCGUUUGUGUGCUCGGCUGCAGCUUCCCAGGUUGUGCGACUCUAUUCUUAAGGUGUACGAUCCCGCAUUCACGGACGCACUCAAGGUCCGCUGGGACAAUCCACGUAAGGAUUCGCGUAACUUGGCUGAUGAUGAUUACUGUGACAGCGAGUCUGGAGGGCAGGAGGUGCAAAAUUUAGUGUUUCAUACCAUACCCUUGCGUUCGCUGGGGCCCGUGCGCGUAUAUGAGGCGGUGGCGCUACUGAUGGGGUUAUGUGGGACGGUGAGUGGAAAGGUGCUUAGCGCGGUGCGGCGUUUAAGGCUUCUGUCUCUACUUUUGCGCGCGUCAAGGCAACUCUUUGCAACAAUUCAGAAGAUGUUGACAAACAUGGAUAUCUCCGGCGAGGAUUCUAUCGCUUCUCAUAGUGUCACUUCCCUCCCUAGCGUUAAUUACCACCAGCGCAUGGCCGCAGUCGGGUGCGUCAAGAAUAUUUCCGAUGCUCUGUUGCAUAUGUUUGUUGCAUUUUAUCAAUUGUCAGCGUGUUCUUCGAUUGCCGAAUCCAUGUGUUUGCAAGGCGUUACACUUUCCAUUCAGGUUGGGAGAAUGGUGCAAAGUCAUCUCGUUCAAUCCCCUGCCUCGCAACGUACGGUUCACACUCCCCUUGACAGGUGCAUAGAAGCACUUGGCUUAUGGUCAGUAGAGCUGCUUUCUAGACUUUGUUGCAAUAUGAAGCGCAGCAAACGGGGACUAGAGGUGGCUCGGCAACAGCGCGUUGUCGAUCUUCUAAUUGCGUUCAGCACACUACAUGCAGAAAAUGGAGAUCUUAUGCUUUCGGCUCUUGACGUUUUGCAUGUUGUGACUGAAAUGGAUGCUGGCUGCAAUGAACAGUUGCAUGAUGAGUCAGGGGCUCUCUCUUCGCUUGUGUCUGGGGCUGUGGCCGCUUCUGAGGCCAUGAAGCACCCCGCAACACAUUGGCACAAGCUGUUCUUGGCAUUUUACAAACUUUUUGGCAUCGUUACUCUUCCUGGCGAGUUAAGUGUGCUGCAAUGUGUUGAGCAAGUCUCUUCCACAGUGCGUGUUGUUCCUACCCUGCCUUUGCUCCCUCAGCAUCAGCGGAAGGCACGGGGGGAACAGGAGGAUUCCCUGUCGCAUAUUCAUCUCCCUCCGGGCGCGAAGGUUGCGACCGAAGUGCACGCGCCCCCUCUGGUGGACGCGGAACCUAGUUUCUUUUCUCCAGAGUUGCGCGUUGACAGGUGUGCCAGGGGAUAUAUGUCUCUGCUCCCGCCUGCAAAUGCUUCGGCGAUGGCUGGAGCAGCACAUAUUCCGUCUACAUUUACCGCCCCAAAUGGGUUGCCCUGGGAUUUUUUUGACGAAGGCAUACCAUUAUGUCAAGAAUUUGUCUCAUCGGAUCGUCCGGCAGCGGAUCACCCCGUGUUGAGCAGCGAUUACUCCCUUUCCCUCGAUGAACAGCCGAAGCUGCUUCUUCAGCCAUCUUUGGAGACGCGAGUACGAGUGAUGAAACGACUAAUAGGGCGUUUGAGCAUGUGUCCGCGAUUUUCUGAUUGUGUUGUCUACGAGAGGCCACCGUUGACCGUGGCGUCACAACCGCAGGAUGUAUUUAAUAUGUGUGACAGGGAGGCGAAGAGGUUAGAGAGUUCGCUGAGGUUCCCUCCGCCGCUUCCGUCCGGGGAUUUCAAAGGCGUUUUAAAGUUUAGGUCCAAUUUUGAGAGCGGUAACCUGCAGCGCGCGAUCGCUGUCGAUGACAUGGAGUACGAUCUUGUGUUAAGCCCAGAUACUAAUACAAAUUGUCAUGUUCAGUGGUUCUGCUUCAGUGUGGAGGAUUACGCACCUGGGGCGACGUACCAUUUUAACAUUCUCAACAUGGAGAAAUCCAGUUCAACUUUCAAUGAAGGGCAACAACCCCUUAUGUUGUUCUUUGAGUCAUCAGGUUCUAUGGGGGCGGCAUCGCAAGCUCCACAAUGGAAGCACUGCGGGCACGACAUCUUUUACUACAGGAACAGUUAUCAGCGGCCGGCCCGCUCCACCACGACUCCUGCUGUCGACAACUCCCCUGCACCGUCGGUGGAGGAGGGCGAGGGACCAAAGAAUAGUAAUAAACAGCAGAGCUCUGAUAGACCAAAGAAAAAGAAGGCAACGAACAAGAAACGCUCGUCACAACGGAAGGAGGAACCGUCACAUUGCUAUACGCUCAGUUUCAGUAUCCAGUUUCCUGAGAGGAAGGGAUGCGUGUUUAUCGCAAACUGUUACCCGUACACCUACUCGAACCUACUGUCCGACGUUGAGCGGUGGAAGCUUCAAGCAAGCGCGGUGUUUGGUCCUUCCCUUCUGUUUGCGGUGCAGGAGCUGUGUUGCACUCCUGGUGGACUUCCCGUGCCCAUUUUGACGCUGACAGCAAGUGACAUCCGUGGCAAUGUUGGCGUUGAGGACGACAGUAGUGCUAUUCACACAGAGGUGGCGGAAACGCCGAGGGAGAGGAAGCUCGGUUCGAGCAAUAUGGAUCCAGAGGAGUUCAGACCCAUAAAGGAACGUCCUGUUCUACUUGUUACAGCCCGUGUUCAUCCAGGGGAGAGCAACUCCAGUUGGGUCCUUCGCGGUCUUAUGUCUUUCCUGUUGUCUAAUCGAGAUAAUUCUCAUGCCCUUCGUAACCGAUAUGUGUGGAAGGUUAUCCCCAUGCUGAAUCCUGAUGGUGUCGUUCUGGGAAAUCACCGCUGCUCAAUUGGCGGUGCCGACCUUAACCGUGACUACGCGAAUCCAAAUCCAGCGACCAACCCAGUAGUGUAUUCGUUGAAGCAAAUUGCGCGGCACAUUAUUGAGAAGGAGCAGCGCCGCGUACCACUAUUUGUGGAUCUUCAUGGUCACUCGCGUUCAAAAAAUUUCUUGAUGUACGGUUGCAUGCGCUCGGUCGCAACGUCUAAGAAGAGGCCCGCUGUGAAAUUGCCUGCGUCAAUCCCUGGUACUGUGGGGUCGGCUUAUUCGAUCCCUUCGUCCAAUAAUCGCAAGCAGUCUCUAAAUUCCACUGCGUCUCCGGCUGCAGAUUCAGUCACCCCUGAGAAGUUGCUACCCAUUUUGCUGAGUCAGCUUUCCGCAGCUUUCUCCCUGCCGCAGUGCUCUUUCGCGGUGCAGAAGAGUAAACGACACACAGGGAGGGUAGUGAUGUAUCGCCAGUUUGGGAUACGCAUGAGCUACACUCUGGAGGCAACGAUGAUGGGAGGGUUGGACGAUGCCAUUGAGGGCUUACCCGGUUGUAACAUGCGAGGAUUGAUGAAACCUGGGGAUUACCACGACCAGCGACAGCAAUCGAAGGCCAAUGCGUUUGAGGGCGUUAGUGGAACUACCCUGAGGGAAGUUUCCUACGGCACUCGUCAUUUCGAGAACAUGGGGGCUCGGCUUGCCCGUGGUGUUGGACUUCUCUCGACAAACUUCAGUGACAGCUCCUCGGGCUACAGGGCUCUAGUUGAGCGAGCAUGGCUUAUUCUUGCAACAGCUGGCUCAUCCGAUGGUAUUCAGACACAUAUAAUUGCAAAUUUUGGAGGUUCGUACGCUCUUGCGACGCGGAAGGAGCGACGUACAGAUCAGAAGGGCAUGAAUCGUGAAAAGUCCUGUUCGUUCAACGUGUCGCUGGCUGAGCUUCGGGCGGAGGUGCUUCGUACACUUAGUCUGCAACCGCGGUUAGGUGAUGCUCCGCCGGCAGUCAGCGGUUCAACGCUUCACGGAGUAAUCAGUGAUGAUGAAUCGUCCAAUGACGACGAUGACGACGACGAUGACGACGAUGACGACCAGGUUGUGGCUGGAGAUGUUGGCGAAGACUGUGAAUCGAGUGCUAGCGGGGACAACGAUGACGAGGAUGAUGACGAGGAUGAUGAUGACGAUUACGACGACGAUGACGAUGAUUUCGAUGAGCUUGACGUGGAGGACAAUGCUAGUGAGGACGGCGAUGGUGACGUUCUGUACUAG